AUGGGCGACGAGUUGCGAGUGGCUGCUGAUCGCGGCUGUGGCGUGGUUUUUGGUGGAGUGACGUGCGUUUCAGGGCACCAGAACGGGCUUCUCGAAACACCGGAACGCUGGGCGGAGAUUUUUGCAGAGAAACAUCUCGGGGGAGCAGGAAACGAUCUCGUUGGGGGCUGCGGCACAGUGACGAUGGGGGAAACAUGUCCCGCGCUCGCACAACCGCACUCCGUUCUUUGGACUGCAGCCCUUGGUCUUGAGGGCAGAUGUCACUACAUAUCAGUCAGUGGCAGUCGGUCUACACGCUCAUACACAGCGGAGACAGUGCGAGCCACAGACAGCCGCGGGUGGCACUUCACGAGUUUGAGCAGCAGCAGCCGCAGGAACAGCGUCGUCGGCGUGCCCCGCCAAGUGGGUAGCGAAUCAGAUCCAGGCACGCGAAGAGCACACCCCCUGGGCAGCACAGGGGCUGCCGACAGCACUCCUCCACUCAACCACCACUCAGACAGCCUCGACCAAACUCCGCGUCAGCCGCAUCCACAGUCCUCGCGGUCUCUCAAGUUUCUCAACCCCCUUGCACUGUUGCAGGCACCUGAGAACGAGCUACUGCUGCGCUAGUCGCAUUCAACCUCCGGCAGCUCCCUUUCCUUGCAGUCUCCCCCCGCGACUCGUUGCUCUGCUUGUGCUCUCUUUGGCUGUACCUGGCCCUCGCCCGUCAAACAUCGAAUCAGACAUCCCACAUCAGGGGCACAGACGGCGCCAUGAAGCUUCCAAACCCCAGGGCAUUGUCUCCGUGCACUAACAUGCCUGGAUCAGGCUUGCCUGCAUUGAGUUCGGCUCCCCACCAUCAUGCCACACCCUGUGUCUGGCUCUGGGGCCUGCAUGUUUGGGCUUGGCAGAGGAGAUCCCUAUAGAAGGAAGCCAAGACUUCAUGCGCAAACAUUCGUGUGUCUGCUUAGUUACGCCCUCUCCCAUGUUCAGUUUCCUUUUAAACUAUAUUCUCUUUUCAAGUUCUUGUGACUUUGUGUCUACUCUAUUGUUUUCCUUACCAAAAGUUUCUGGGGCGGGCAUCCAUCUGAUUCCAUACU
Hyaloscypha bicolor E is the source of this 1079-nucleotide messenger RNA. RefSeq lists its product as uncharacterized. The transcript is spliced from 2 exons. NCBI's taxonomy places the organism in Eukaryota, Fungi, Ascomycota, Leotiomycetes, Helotiales, Hyaloscyphaceae. Bases 1 to 609 code for a protein of 202 amino acids. The record is from RefSeq and is a predicted model, not a curated record.